AUGGCGCUGUUCAAGGCACACUGGGCUGUGCCCAGCUUAAUGAUCAGCGGUCUCCUGUGCGGCGUAGCUUUCGCCCUCGGCCACCACUUCUUCUACGCAUCUCUGGACUCGCGGAUCGUGCAGAGCAACACCGAGCAAGAAUGGAAUAUCCGAAUCGGAACCGGCAUGGCGUUUCUCGUCAAAACAUGCCUGACGGCGGCUGCUGGAUUCGCUUAUACACAGCUCCUCUGGACAACCCUACGAUCCCGCCAUGCAACGUUGGAGGGCGUGGACGCCAUGUUUAGUGUGACGACCAGUGCUUGGGAGUUUCUUUCCGUAGAACUCUGGCGAAAGGGAUUUGGAUUGGUGUUAAUGGCCGGAAUACUCUGGGCGUUGCCCAUCAUUGCCGUCUUCACGCCGGCAGCACUUACAGUCCAGCCGUCUCAGCAGCUCAACCGGUCAACACAUAUUGAGCGCUUGCCCACAAUCAACACGACCAGCCCGUAUCCGUUUGCCCAGUGGGGAAACGAAGGUGGCGGCGGAUAUGUAGCCCCUUCGGUGGCCGUCGCCCGGCUGGUGUCGUCUGUCGCUUCUCAGGGGACUAUCCUCCCUAUACAGGCACCGCAUCUCAAUAGUUCAUACGCCUUGAGCUUCUACGGCCCCUCGCUGUCCUGUGGCCCUUUGGGCGGCAAUUCCAGUUUCCAUGCCGCCUAUGACAAGACUUUUACAGAAGCAUAUGGCUCAAACUGGGGAAUGGCUAACCAAGCGGUCACCUACUUCAGCUUCGUCCCUCAGACGGCGCGAGACAACAAGACCGGCGACGACAUAAUCAAUUGGGAGAAUAGAACAUUGAGCGGUUUACGGGCCAUUUUCGGUGGUGAGGACUUGACCGGUACCUUGGCCACGCUUGACAACGCUGCAAUGGGUGGAGAUACCCAAGCUCGUUGCCGGUUUUUCGUUGCAUUUCCGACAUAUGGAACGUUUGCCAAUAGAACGAUAGAAUGCGGACUCUACAAUUCCUCAUACCACGUGGAUCUGAGGUUUGAGAACGGCAGACAGGCAAUCAAGAUUCGCAACUCGACAAGGCUCAACCCUGUGAGUGGUGCCACAACGGCCGGUCAGGGUGACCAUAUUCUUCCUCAGGUUGCCUAUAUAUCGAUCAUGGAUGCAUUAGGCGGCACUCUGAUGGGAAAGAUUAUGGCGACGCGGUAUGGAUCUCUUCAGCCGGUACGAACUCAGGUGCUUUCCACCGUCCUCACGCAAGCCCACGACAUGCAAUACUUGCAGAGAGGCUUCGGGGACACGGGCAUCUUGGGAGCGAAAUCGGGGAGCGGGACCAAUCUUUCCAUGGCAAAGACCCUGGAGCAACUCGUUUCCAACAUUACCUUGAGUCUCUUUAGCAGUCCAGAGCUACUGCGGAGUCUCGACAACAGCACAACGGGAAACGUCACGGUAUGGACUUCUCAGAACGAGUAUUCCUACAAUCCGCGCAAUCUCUACGCAGCAUACGGCACCGGCAUAUUUGCCACGCUUGUAGUAGUCAUCGUUGGACUCGCGUGCAUAGGAGCAUCAUCCAACUCGUACAAAUCGUCCUUCUCAACGAUACUGCGGACGACACGAAGUGAAGAACUCGACCUCCUGGUGCCUCAUGCUGAGACAAGUGGCGCAGAGCCGCUGUCCAAACAUUUAGCCAAGACGAAGCUCAGCUUUCGGCACCACAAUGCGGCGCCAGGUGCCAAUGCGUCCUCGACAAGUGCUGCAGCGGCAGGAUUUGUGGUUGUCAAGGGGGGGCGGCCGGCUUAUGAGCAGUUGGGCCAGAUACAGGAUGAUUCUACUCUUCAAGUGACCGAGACGGUUUCCAGUCGCGAUUUGAGGACUCCUGGUCGUCAAGAAUAG
Trichoderma citrinoviride is the source of this 1875-nucleotide messenger RNA. RefSeq lists its product as hypothetical. Bases 1 to 1875 code for a protein of 624 amino acids. NCBI's taxonomy places the organism in Eukaryota, Fungi, Ascomycota, Sordariomycetes, Hypocreales, Hypocreaceae. The record is from RefSeq and is a predicted model, not a curated record. The transcript has 3 exons.